Molecule: messenger RNA, 2005 nt
Organism: Rubroshorea leprosula
Lineage: Eukaryota; Viridiplantae; Streptophyta; Magnoliopsida; Malvales; Dipterocarpaceae
Source: the annotation of a GenBank genome assembly
GCAAGCUGGUGAGAUGGCCUCUGGUUAAAUUUUUCUCCGGUUUUAAAUAUUUUCCUGAAAAUCUGUGUAUUGUUCUGAAAUCUGUAACAAAAGUUUUAUAUUUCGGAAAAUGGGUUUAAUAUAUAUAGCAAAAUUCAGUCAUUGCUGUCGGUUCUGCUGAGUAGGAUCUGAACAUAUUGUGCUGGUUGUUUUGAGAGCAGCAAAAACUCUCUCUUUGAGGUUAGGGUUGGAUUUUGUUGCACUUGAAUUCCCUCCGCACCCUCCCCCCCCUCUUUUGUUUAUUCCUCUGUUUUCAUGGUUUCCCUCCUAGAUUUUUAAAUGUCUGAACUUGAGGGUUUCAAUUAUUGUGUAAUAAGGGUGUUUGGUUGCACAAGUUGUUAUAAUUAUUGUUGAUUCUUGGUGUCCUGAUUUCUGGGCAAUUGUUGUGUUGUUCUGAAGAAAGACAUGAGUUGCUUUCCUUGCCUUAGUCCUCGGUCCAAGGAAAGCAAAAUCGACAUUGAUAAUGGGAGAUCUAGUUCUCGACAUAUUGUGGAUUGCUCAGUUUCGGGCAGUGCACGGGGGAAGGCCAUUUUAGAUGAUAAGGAUAGUGGGAAAGGGAAUGAUCUUCCGAAGAGCCCGAAAGGAAUUGGGGCACGCAGUUUCACAUUUAAAGAAUUAGCUGAUGCAACGAGGAAUUUUAGAGAAAUUAAUUUGAUUGGGGAAGGAGGUUUUGGAAGGGUUUACAAGGGUCGCUUGGAAUCAGGGCAGAUUGUUGCAGUUAAACAACUUAAUCAAGAAGGUCUUCAGGGGAAUCAGGAAUUCAUUGUUGAGGUUCUUAUGUUGAGCCUGUUACACCAUGCCAAUCUGGUCAAGUUGACUGGCUACUGCACUGCUGGAGAUCAAAGGCUCUUGGUUUAUGAAUACAUGCCCAUGGGUAGUUUGGAAGAUCAUCUUUUUGAUCUGGAACCUGAUAAACAGCCUUUGGAUUGGAAUACUCGUAUAAAGGUUGCUGUUGGUGCUGCUCGGGGUGUUGAGUAUUUACACUGCAAAGCAGAUCCGCCUGUCAUUUAUCGUGAUCUUAAGUCUGCAAACAUUUUGCUGGAUAAUGAUUUCAAUCCAAAGCUCUCAGAUUUUGGUUUAGCAAAAUUGGGUCCUGUUGGUGACAAUACACAUGUUUCAACCAGGGUGAUGGGAACAUAUGGAUAUUGUGCUCCAGAGUAUGCUAUGAGUGGCAAAUUGACUUUAAAAUCUGAUAUUUAUAGCUUUGGUGUGGUGCUAUUGGAGCUGAUAACUGGUCAGAAGGUGAUAGAUUUAGGUAGGAAGCAUGGAGAGCAGAACCUGGUCUCUUGGUCUCGUCCUCUUUUAAAGAAUCCAAAGAAGUUUGGGCAUCUGGCAGACCCUCUGAUGCAAGGACGUUAUCCACGCCGCUGCUUCAACUAUUUAGUUGCAAUUACUGCCAUGUGUCUAAAUGAAGAAGCAACUUUCCGCCCCCUUAUUGGUGACAUCGUUGUUGCACUUGAAUACUUGGCCUCUCAGACCCGAGGCCCAGAAUCACAUAAUGUUGGGGACUGCAAUGCCACUCAAGCAUCAUCUUUACAAGAGGAGAACAAAUCCCUUGAUAGAAGAACUGGGUCCAGAAUGGCUUCAACUUCUACUUGAAGUUUGUUUGGCCGUUCGUCGUUGUCUAAUGAAACAUGGAAGAAAGACUUGGACAAUUUUCAUGUUCAGCGUGAAAUGCAUGCAACAGUAGUGGUGUAAACAUAUGCGUAUAUAUAUAUCUAUUUAUGUGUAUAUUUCUCUGUAAUAACUAGCCAUUUUUUUUGUUUCUUACCAAUAGGAUUGCUGGAUUUCAAGUAUAGGAUGAUUGGAAACUUGGUUUGUUUAGGAUUCUCGUAACAGGUUGGGUUAGCAUCAACAGGUUUUCUCUUUCCUGUGGAUACUGUGUUUUGGUGGAUAGCUACGGAUUAAAUUUGUUUUUUUUUUUUUUCCUGUAAAAGAAAAAAAAUAGUAAAAGUAAAAAUAAAUU